AUGGCAAUCGGAGGAGACGAAGGGUCCCUCAAAGUGAUUCAACUACCGGACGAAGCAGGUAAUCGAGCAAUGAAGAAGGUUACAUCUGUUUAGAAAAGGUCAUGAAGGGACCCUUCAAAUCAUUCAUUCAUUUGGAAGGUCAUACCGCCUCGGCUAGAGUAAAAUAUGCCUGUUGGAACGAGGUGUUCCAGAAAUUGGCCACUUGUGAUGAAUCCGGCCUUAUCAUUGUGUGGAUGAGUCAUGCUACAGAAGAGACUUGGUUUGAAGUAGGCAGUCAUUGUUAAGGAAGUAGCUUCAGGAAAUGAUAAACAACAGACAAAAGAGUACAGUUGUGGCCAUAAAAUGGUGUAACGAUGGGACAAAGAUAGCCAUCGCAUAUGAAGAUGGGCAAAUUAUUGUGGGAUCAGUAGAUGGUAAUAGACUCUGGAGUAAGGAAAUCACAACAAACAUCUCUCAAUUAUGCGUAAGCGAGAAGCAGAUGUAGAUUAUUUUUUAGUGGAAUGCGUCUGACACUAUUAUCUUAAUCGGAUUACAAGACGGUGAUGUCCAUGGUUAUGAUAUGAAUGGAAACUUUGCCUUUAAAGUCCCAAUGAUGUGUGUUGAGAGUGUGGAGUUACAAACGGCACUUGAGAGUGAGGACUUAUCUAACAUAUUUGAAGGAUAAAUCAUUUCAGAAGAUCUCAAAAAAGAUGUUAUUGUCUGUAUGGAAUGGUAUGUCUCCACACCCGCAUGCAGAACUGAGUCUCAAGGAGGUGAGUUAUACAUAGAUACUGUAACACAAUGGGAAACUGUAGGACCGAAUGGAGAGCUACCCCGGUUAAUACGGCAGAAUACAUUUGCCAUUGAUCCCAUGGUAUUCCGCGGAGAUAUUCCCGAUGAUCAACCUCGGUUCGUAGUGGCCUAUCAACAUGGAAUUAUUCAAAUCAUGAGGAGCGAAAUAGAUUCUAGUGAGAUGAGACUAAUAUGAAAAAUUAUUUUUAAAAGGUCCCAUUGUAUGUCGUCUGGCCAAUACAGUAAUCAUUCAGUGUGCCUGGUCUCCGGAUGGAUCUAUCUUGGCUGUAGCCGGAUAUCAGACAGAUCUUCCGGACGAGGAAAGAAAUCUUAUCCAUUUUAUCACUCCUUUCGGGGCAAAGAUUCAAACGAUGAAACUCUCGGCCGGAAAACUUUCAGGGAUUACUUGGGAGGGAAGUGGACUCAGAUUGGGAAUUAUCAUGGACUCCAACCUCUACCUGGCCAUAGUCAAACCGGCUUAUAAGGUAAUCUAGCUUCAUCUCAGCUUAUUUUUCAGUGGGCAUUCUGUGGGAAAACUUUGGUAUACACUUACAAAAACAUGGAUGUGGGGGACGAAAUGAUUAUGUUCUAUGAAAGCAAGAUGGAUGACACCUUCAAGAGACAAACAGCGGAUGUGUGGCAACUGCAGGCUUGCGGAGAUUACUGCGUUGUAGUCAGCCAAGUCAACGAGUUGGGUGGGAUUGUAAGUGAAAGUCAGCGUAAUCAUUUCUUUCCAGUACAAAAUCGAAGUUUGCGACAGCAUCGGAACACCAGUAGACUCCACCCAAACAAACGUAGAGCCAUUUACCUUAUCGGUAUCCCCCGGGAUAGUCGUUAUGGCCUCGACAGAUCAGUUCCUGGUAUGGUAUUACAAUGUUCCCAGGCGAAUGACAGUCGAUAGGAGUGCACAAAAAACAACUCUCCCUCAAAUAUACCACGUUGACGACUACAAAAUCAAUCGAAAUCAGGAGAAUGGAAGUGCCAAGAAAGGAAAUCGGAUAGGAUUCGAUGGUAUUUGUUGUGUUUGCACUGGAAAGGAUAUGAUUUUAGUGGUAAGUAAAGAAUGUUGUGCUAUCAAAGCAAUUUUAAGGGACGAGAAUCAGGUACGGUCCAUCGAUACAAUCUCCCGGAUGUCAACUUAGUUCAACGAUAUCAACUAUCAUAUGCAGCCGAAUCCAUGGCCCUAAACUCAACCAGCACCCGGCUGGCCUUGAUCAACAAACAUCAUCUCCUAAAAUUCUUUGAUAUCAAGGAUAACAACGCUAUUGUUGUUCCCAAUUUUGAAAGAAAAGAUGUCUGGGGCGUGAUCUGGGAUAAGGACAGAGAAGAUACCCUAGUUUGUAUGGAGAAACAAAAGGUAAUCGUUAUACAUGGAACGGACACAGAAGAUCCCGUCCAGAAUACUGGGUAUUUGUGUGACUUUACUGACCUGACGGUUAAAUGUGCCCAGCUGGAUGAGGUCUUGAAAGAUCCAGAAAACCCAACGAAAACGGCGAUUAUUAGUAUCGAAACAAAGACACUGAGACAAGCCAAGGAACUUUUGGACCAGGACAAAAUAAGUGAGGCCACCAAAUUCAUCGAGUCCCAUUCUCAUCCAAAAUUGUGGAAUCUUCUAGCAACAUUUGCAUUGAACAAACUCGAUCUGAAGACAGCAGAACAUGCUUUUGUGGAAUUACAAGACUUUGGAGGAUUACAAUUCUUGAAGAAGUUAAAAAAUAUUAAGGUAAGUAACUAAGAAUUGUAGAUUUAUAAGAAUUUUGCAGUCAGAAGCCCUCAAAAAGGCCGAAGUAUGCACUUUCUUAGGAGAUCUCGAUACUGCUGAACAUAUCUGUUUUGAGAAUGAUAGAAGGUAAGAACAUAAAUAUUGUUAAUGCAAUUUUACGUCGCAGAGAUCUGGCCAUUGAUAUGAGAACCAAGAUGAAUGACUGGUUUCGUGUCCUUCAGAUAUUACAAACAUCUUCAGGACCUGGGGAUGACAUUAUGUUACAGAGAGCUUGGAAACAUGUCGGGGAUUACUUCAUGGAAAGACAAAAAUGGUAAUUAAAAUUACAGUAACCUCAGUCUUAAUAAAGGCAAAGUGCAGCUAAGCAUUAUGAAAGCGGACAGCAUUACAAAGAAUUAGUGAGGUGCUAUCUGAUGAUGGAUGACUAUGCUCGACUAGAAUCAAUCGCUCAACAACUACCUGAUGGCCAUGAAGUCCUCAACAAUCUCGCAGAGAUCUUUACAAACUCGGGAUUAUGUAAUCAAGCGGUUGAAUGUUAUAUUCGAGUAAGAAAUCGAAUCGAUGUACUAACAUAAGUUAUGUUAUUGUAGUUGGGCAUGGUAAAUGAAGCAUUGGACACAUGUAUUCGACUGAAUCAAUGGGACAAGGCAGUAGAAUUAAGCGAGAAAUACAAACUUUCUAAUGCUAUCAAUCUCCUUAACAAUUACGCCGAAGAAUUAACUGGUUCUAUCGAGAAGACUAUGGCAGCAGCACAAUUGUACAGAAAAGCAGCUAUGUAUUUACAAGCGACUAAAAUAACAUUCGACGUGAGUAAAGGAAAAGAGAAAAAAAUUGUUUUUAGAUUGCGAGAGAUCAAUUAGAAAGACAAUGUCCGCCCGUGAGAGUAAAAAAAUUAUUUGUCAUGGGAGGGUUACUUAUCGAACAGUACCGAGAAUACAGUAAAUCACAAGUCGUCAAGAACAAUCAAGACAAUCUGGUAGGAUCAGAUUAUUCCCUUGUCAUUGUUUUAGUCGACCGCAGCAAUACAAGGUCUACUCGAAGAAGAACACACCUUAUCUAUCGAGGAUUCGAGACUAAUAGACACUGCCUGGAGGGGAGCCGAAGCCAUCCAUUUCUACAUGUUAUGUCAGCAACAAUUACAUCAACAUAAGUUUGAUUCCGCAAUGAAGACAGCACUUGUGUUGACCGAGUAUGAAGACGUUAUCCCCACCAUCGAAAUCUACAGCUUAUUAGCAUUGGCCAGCUGCCAAGCAAAACAAUUUUCAGUCUGCAGUAAGGCAUUUAUGAAAAUCGAAUCAUUGGAGAAUGUUCCGGAAGAAGAAAUGGAGCAAUACAAUGCUUUAUCCCUCAAGAUCUUUUUAAAGUGAGUGUCUGACAUAACCACUGACAUCACAAUAUUUACAUAUAUUCAGAUAUCCUCCCAAAGAUACCAAACAGGCCCGGGUUGAAUGCCACGCAUGCGGGGCCAUGGUGAUGGACUACGCGACCUCAUGUUCAAAUGCCAACUGUGGAAUAAAAUUCCCGAUAUGUAUAGCCUCAGGUCGUCCGAUCCACGACUACCAGUUCUGGUUAUGUCCAUCGUGUAAACACAGGGCUUACGAACAGGAAAUACAAUUUGCGCGAUAUUGUCCUCUAUGUCAUUGCGCUGUUUAA
Messenger RNA from Bursaphelenchus xylophilus (pine wood nematode), 4147 nucleotides. Lineage: Eukaryota; Metazoa; Nematoda; Chromadorea; Rhabditida; Aphelenchoididae. The record is from the annotation of a GenBank genome assembly.